AUGGACCCACCAAGGCUAUCUGCCGACGAUGAAGGCGCCCCUACCGAUCCCGAGGAGCUGCAGGAGUACAUCUCCCUCCUUGCGUCCGACGACGACCGCUCGUCCAUAGCAUACGAGCUUGAGGCCCUCGAAUCAAUCUAUCCCGGAUCUAUACGUCUCCGCUCUCCAGGCCCGUCGCGCGUCAACUCGCCUUCUGUGUCAUCGCCUGCUGGCUCUUCCGCUGGCUGGGAGGACGGAGCAGAGGAUGUGCCCAAAAACGCGCCUCUGUUGCAGCUGCUGGGGAGAUAUGUGGGCGCGUUCCCUAUCGAUUCUGGACUUUUCGGCGACAUUACCCGCACGUAUAUCACCUCUGCAGGCGUCCCCUUUGUCCCCGGGGACGUAUGUGUCUUUGACGGCCUGGUCCAUGUCCAGUCCCUCGUGGGCACAUGGCACGCCGCGCGGGUCGCAGAGGUAGGCGCUGGCGAGGCAGCGCGUACGGGCGGUCGCUCGGGCACCGGCGCGUCUACACCCGCUGAGCGCGACCCUGCUCCGUCCCGCGCAGAGGCCGCAGCAGUGGAAGCGUCACUUGCGCGCCUGGCACUGGAGAGACCCAAGCCCUCCGCCAAACCCGCUCGGCCACUGCCGAAACUGUUCACGUCCGAGCCCAUCCUGGACCGGAAGAGUGCGUUUGUCGGACACGCGUGCAAGAUCACCGACGAGGACGACGUUAUGGCCGUCGUGGCACACCUGCUAGAGGACAAGAGGGUUGCGCGGGCGGCUCAUCCGACCAUCUGGGCGUAUCGUGCCGUGAGGGAGGCUGGGGGUGCGGCUGGGCGGGUGGUUGAGAGUGACUAUGACGACGAUGGCGAGACCCAAGCCGGCUCACGGCUCAAGCACUUGCUCGACAUCCUCGAGCUCGAGGACGUGCUCGUGGUGGUGACGAGGUGGUUUGGCGGCAUUCACCUGGGUCCUGAUCGGUUCAAGCACAUCAACCAGGCUGCGAGAGACGCACUCGAGCUUGGUGGGUUGUUGGAUGAGGUGAGCGGCGGAGGGGGAGGAAAGAAGAAGGGUAGAAAGUAG
Apiotrichum porosum is the source of this 1059-nucleotide messenger RNA. RefSeq names its product eIF2 kinase Gcn2p negative regulator (gene YIH1). The transcript has 6 exons. Gene Ontology annotation, cellular component: cytoplasm. Gene Ontology annotation, biological process: regulation of translational initiation. Lineage: Eukaryota; Fungi; Basidiomycota; Tremellomycetes; Trichosporonales; Trichosporonaceae. The record is from RefSeq and is a predicted model, not a curated record. Bases 1 to 1059 code for a protein of 352 amino acids.